GAUUGGUUUGACUUAGUCAGAAAGAAAGUAGUUUACUUUCUUAGACAUCUCUUGUGACUGAUACAAUAAUACAGGUGAAAUCCUUGUUCUUUCAUAAGCUUGGACUUUCUUGAACAAAAUCCAGCCCUCUCACCCUACAUUAACCUCGUAAUUUUCUUAUUGAAACCCUUCAGAAAUUUCAUAUAUGUGUCUGGUUUAAGUUCAAUAUUUUCAUGUCAAACUUAAUGCAUUUCUCAUUCAUUCUUCCUCUGCAGCCUUCACCGAACUGACAAUUAUGCAAUCGAUGAUGUUAGAUGCUAGUUUCUUACUCUUGGUUUCAUGUAUUCUUCAUUUUUACUACCUUUCUAAAGGCCAAGAAGUUACAUACUGUGAUAAUUCCAUGAAUUACACUUCUGGGAGUGCCUAUCAGCAGAACCUAAAUCUUACCCUCACUUCAUUAGCUGCAAAUGCUUCUUUAACAGGCUACUAUAUCUCUACUGUGGGGCAGAACCCCAAUCUGGUUUAUGGACUCAUAAAUUGUCCAGGUUUUAUAUCCAACGAAGUUUGCAAAACCUGUGCAAAUUCUGUCACUACAAAGAUCAUCCAACUGUGUCCUAACCAGAAGUCUGCUUCUGUAUGCAACGAGAAUUGUUCGCUACAGUACUCGGACUCGCAAUUUUUCUCAACUGCUGACAGUGCUAUAAGGCUUUCUGUUUUCAGCUCGCAGAAUGCAGAUGACCCCUUUCUUUUCAGGAGUCAAUUAGGAAGUUUGCUUGGGAACAUCUCAAACAACGCUGCAGCUGACACUUCAAGAUUAGCAGUUGGGAGGACUAGUUACACAAGUUCUAUUUACAUAAAUGGUAUGGCUCAGUGCACCAGAAACUUAACAGGAUCUGAAUGUCUUCUCUGCCUUCAAAUUAUUAUCAGCUAUAUUACAUCGCUUUCGAGUGACAGUGUAGGUUUUCGGGUAUAUACUCUCAGCUGCAAUAUUCGCUACGAGAUAUAUUCAUUCUUUUCAUUGUCAUCACUGCCACCACCUCCUCCUCCUCCUCCAUCAACUCCAACUCCUCCUCCAUCAACUCCAACUCCUCCUCCAUCGGUCCAACCCAAUUCAACAGCAACUGCAACAAAUGAUUCAACUAGUAAUGAUGGAAAAAGUCCCAACACUGUUGGUACCGUGGUCAUAUCAGUUGCCGUUACUUUGGCAGUGAUUACAGCCAUUCUUUGUGGUUUCUUAUUUUGGAAAAAGCGAAAGACAAAGAGAGUUGGUGACAUAGUUCAUCAUUCUAGACAUGAUGACAGCCAACCAUGUAGCCCUGGUGCUGAUGAAGAAGGUUAUACUACCAUAGAUUCACUUUCAAUUGGACUAAAUACACUCAGGGAAGCAACUGGAAAUUUCUGUGAUGAAUAUAAGCUUGGACAAGGUGGCUUCGGUCCAGUUUACAAGGGAAAACUACGUAACGGAACGGAAAUUGCUGUAAAAAGGCUUUCAAAUAGCUCAAGACAGGGUUUAGAAGAGCUCAAAACAGAAGUACUGUUGGUUGCUAAACUGCUCCAUCGGAACCUGGUAUGGCUGUUGGGUUUCUGCUUAGAAGAAGAAGAGAAGCUACUUGUCUAUGAGUACCUGCCUAAUGGGAGCUUGGACAAAGUCUUAUUCGAUCAAAAUAAACGGUGUAGUCUGGAAUGGGAGCGACGACACGAAAUCAUCAUUGGAAUUGCGCGAGGACUACUUUACCUGCACGAAGACUCUCAGCUCAGGAUUAUUCAUCGAGAUUUGAAAGCUAGUAAUAUCCUGUUAGAUGAAUCUAUGCAACCUAAAAUCUCUGAUUUUGGGCUGGCCAGGCUUUUCUCGGGAAGUCAAACUCAAGGCAAUACCAAUCGAAUUGCUGGCACAUAUGGUUACAUGGCACCGGAGUAUGCUAAAAAGGGGCACUUUUCAACUAAAUCCGAUGUCUACAGCUUUGGUAUUCUUGUUUUGGAGAUUGUCACGGGUCAAAAGAUCUCUAGUUUCCGCCACACAAUAAAUCUUCAAAGCUGUGCAUGGCAACACUGGACUAAUGGAACAGCUUUAGAGUUGGUGGAUCCUACAUUAGGUGGCCAAUGGCCAGAAAAUGAAAUUUUGAAUUGCAUCCACAUAGGGUUGCUAUGUGUUCAAGAAGCUUUCGCUGACAGACCUACAAUGUCACAGAUUGUCAUGAUGCUGAAUGGUUACACUAUGACCUCUCCCGCGCCAUCACGGCCAGGAUUUUACGUGUCAAAGGCAAAUUCUGGAUCAGCUUCAGGAACAGAUGAUUCUGGUUCAUCUCCGUUGCCAGUGUCAUUACAACAAUCUGUGAAUUGUGUUUCGAUCACUGACUUAUACCCUCGGUAGUGAUGUGAAAUUUUUAUAUGGAGACCUUUCUAGUUCAGCAAUUGGGUUCGCAUGACUGGCACACAAGUUAUGUUUGUGCUAGUUGACAGCUGAAAAUAGAGAAUCCAUGCUCCUGUGAGGUGAUAUUUAUAUGGAAACUAGUUUUGUUUGGUUUUACAGUUGACUGGAAAUUUAAGCAAGUUGUAGAGAUUUUGAUA
This is a messenger RNA of Populus trichocarpa (black cottonwood), 2547 nucleotides long. Its product is annotated as cysteine-rich receptor-like protein kinase 44. Gene Ontology annotation, molecular function: ATP binding; protein kinase activity. The record is from RefSeq and is a predicted model, not a curated record. Gene Ontology annotation, biological process: protein phosphorylation. Lineage: Eukaryota; Viridiplantae; Streptophyta; Magnoliopsida; Malpighiales; Salicaceae. Bases 275 to 2350 code for a protein of 691 amino acids. The transcript is spliced from 7 exons.